AUUAACAUCUGUCAGAGCUGUCACUUUUCAGUCAUAGCUGCAACAUUCACCUGUGUUAUGUCAAGAUAAAAAUUUAUAUUGUACAUUUGAAUCGAUUUUAACUUUUGCAAAAUGGCUAGUGGUCUAGCUAAACUACAUUUUAAAUUAAAGCCCCAAUUUUCGGCCGUUCCAUUAUGGUGUGUUCGUUACCAAGGUACACAAGCACCACCCCCUGGCACUCCACCACCACAAACUAAAACCAAAUUUGGACCACUAGCUGAUCAAGAUCGCAUAUUCACCAAUCUCUAUGGACGUCAUGAUUGGCGUCUAAAGGGUGCAUUGAAACGCGGUGAUUGGUACAAAACUAAAGAAAUUGUUUUAAAAGGACCCGACUGGAUCAUCAAUGAAAUCAAGACAUCCGGUCUUCGAGGACGUGGUGGCGCAGGUUUCCCCAGUGGAAUGAAGUGGUCUUUCAUGAACAAGCCAUCCGAUGGCAGACCAAAGUACUUGGUUGUAAAUGCUGACGAAGGAGAGCCCGGAACCUGCAAGGACAGAGAGAUCAUGCGACAUGAUCCUCAUAAGCUUGUCGAGGGUUGCCUAAUUGCUGGACGAGCAAUGGGAGCACAAGCUGCUUACAUUUAUAUUCGAGGAGAGUUUUAUAACGAAGCAUCUAACAUGCAAUUGGCUAUUGCCGAGGCAUACCAAGCCGGACUCAUUGGCAAAAAUGCAUCUGGGUCUGGUUACGACUUUGAUGUUUUCAUGCACCGAGGUGCUGGAGCUUAUAUUUGCGGAGAGGAAACUGCUCUGAUUGAAUCGCUCGAAGGAAAACAGGGUAAGCCAAGACUAAAGCCUCCAUUUCCAGCUGAUGUCGGUGUAUUUGGUUGCCCAACAACUGUAACGAAUGUCGAAACAGUGGCAGUUGCACCAACAAUUUGCCGAAGGGGAGGAAAUUGGUUUGCAAGUUUUGGUCGUACACGAAAUUCUGGAACUAAGUUGUUUAAUAUUUCGGGGCAUGUAAAGACUCCAUGCACUGUUGAGGAGGAAAUGUCAAUUCCACUUAAGGAAUUGAUUGAGAGACAUGCCGGAGGGGUGACUGGUGGUUGGGAUAAUUUGCUUGGAAUAAUUCCUGGUGGCUCGUCUACUCCAGUGAUUCCAAAAUCAGUUUGUGAUGAUGCUAUUAUGGAUUUCGAUGGGUUGAUUGCAGCUCAAACUUCUUUGGGAACUGCUGCUAUCAUUGUUAUGGAUAAGUCGACCGAUAUAAUUAAAGCUAUUGCACGAUUGAUAUCUUUCUAUAAGCACGAAAGUUGUGGACAAUGUACACCAUGUCGAGAAGGCAUUGGAUGGAUGAACAAAAUUAUGGCCCGAUUUGUUGCUGGAAAUGCUCAGCCAUCCGAGAUUGAUAUGUUGUGGGAAAUAUCAAAACAAAUUGAAGGACAUACAAUUUGUGCUUUGGGAGAUGGUGCAGCUUGGCCUGUCCAAGGUUUAAUAAGGCAUUUCCGACCUGAAAUUGAGGCAAGAAUGAAACAACAUGCAGGAAAAGCUGCUGCAAAAGCUUAAAAACUUUGCAUUAUAUUAAUUAAAAUAAAUAGCUUUUGUUUUUUUUCUGCCUAAAAUCGAAUUAAUUAAAAUAUUUACAUAUUUAGGCAAA
This is a messenger RNA of Episyrphus balteatus (marmalade hoverfly), 1627 nucleotides long. It is a transcript of the gene ND-51, whose product is annotated as NADH dehydrogenase [ubiquinone] flavoprotein 1, mitochondrial. The transcript is spliced from 4 exons. Lineage: Eukaryota; Metazoa; Arthropoda; Insecta; Diptera; Syrphidae. Gene Ontology annotation, biological process: mitochondrial electron transport, NADH to ubiquinone. The record is from RefSeq and is a predicted model, not a curated record. The coding region runs from base 112 to 1536 and encodes 474 amino acids. Gene Ontology annotation, molecular function: FMN binding; 4 iron, 4 sulfur cluster binding; NADH dehydrogenase (ubiquinone) activity.